Punctularia strigosozonata HHB-11173 SS5 is the source of this 1023-nucleotide messenger RNA. RefSeq lists its product as uncharacterized. NCBI's taxonomy places the organism in Eukaryota, Fungi, Basidiomycota, Agaricomycetes, Corticiales, Punctulariaceae. Gene Ontology annotation, cellular component: ribonuclease H2 complex; nucleoplasm. The coding region runs from base 1 to 1023 and encodes 340 amino acids. The record is from RefSeq and is a predicted model, not a curated record. Gene Ontology annotation, biological process: ribonucleotide metabolic process; RNA catabolic process. The transcript is spliced from 8 exons.
AUGUCGACCCACGUCGGAAUACUGCCAGUUGGCGUCUUAGACGCGCUUGCGGUGAAGCUAGACUCGGAGACGGCGCUCCGUUUUCUGCGGUUGCCCCAUCCGAGAACCGGGAUACCCUCGUUGUUUCUGCCAUAUGUUCCCUUGGGACAGUCUAAACAUACGAUACUAGAGGUGCAAGCCGUUGCGCCUCCGAAUCCACGUUCAUGGUUCAUGAGCGAAGGCGAAGUGAUCGCAGAUGGCAAGCUUCUCAUGAUGACGCCCAUCGACCCCGCUUUUCUGCUCAUGGGUCUCUUGCAGACUAUCCAAUCGAGAGAGGGGAAUCCAGGGCAGUUCCGUCCCUACGAUGAUAUAUUCGAAGAUCUCGUCCAAAUCCUGACCGUCUCCCCUUCCACUCCAUCCACCUCCAAAGAUCCGUCGUUACAUGUCUCACAGGAGGACCUCACCUACCUUGGUAGUCUGGCUUGUGUCCAAUGCGCCAUGAAGCGCAUAUGCGAGUUCAAGGAAAUCACAAGUGACAUUACGGUUUACCGUUAUUCUGCAUCGGCUGCUAUGGCGUAUCUCCAGCCGAAGGUGGCUAGGCUAUCGCAAAGCGCGGUGAUAGAGACAUCUCGAACGCUGGUACGGGUGUUGGCUAAAGAUGGCCUGAUGGAAGACGGGAAGGAGAGCCUACUGGAAUUGGGCCGCAUAAAAGCGGCUUGCGAUCUGCUCGCACAGUACCUUCCUCAGCCCAUUUACACCGAUCUUCUAGCAUCCUACGACUUCACCACGCUAGAUGCCCAUCUGCAAGCGCUUCGCGAAGCGGACGCCGCCGCCAUCCUCGCCAAUGCAUCCAAUGCUGCCCCUACACGGAAGAAAGGCGCGCCAUUGGGGAAGAAAGCAAGCUCGAAAUCCGUCGUGGACGAUGACGAGAAAGGCAAGAAACGGAAGGCGGGAGAAAGUGUCGGGGUGGGCAAAUUGAAGAAAGCCAACGUGAUCGGAAUGAAGCCAAUCAGCAGUUUCUUCGGCGCAGCCUCAAAAAAGUGA